Dichotomopilus funicola is the source of this 1278-nucleotide messenger RNA. RefSeq lists its product as uncharacterized. Bases 1 to 1278 code for a protein of 425 amino acids. The record is from RefSeq and is a predicted model, not a curated record. The transcript has 3 exons. Gene Ontology annotation, cellular component: membrane; GPI-anchor transamidase complex. NCBI's taxonomy places the organism in Eukaryota, Fungi, Ascomycota, Sordariomycetes, Sordariales, Chaetomiaceae. Gene Ontology annotation, biological process: attachment of GPI anchor to protein.
AUGGAUGGCGCCAAGGUAACCCCGGGGAAGACGGCGGGCCUGUACGCAGGCGCUGCCGUCUUGCGGCUUGCCAUCUUCACGCUGCUUCCAGCGCUACCCGACCUGCUGACUGGCCGUGUCGAGAUCUCGACCCCCGUCACAAGCUUCAAGAGAUUGCAGGAAGGACUCUUUCUCUACAACCACAACGUCUCUCCCUACGAUGGCGGUGUCUAUCACCAGGCCCCCCUUUUCCUUCCGCUUUUCUCGCUGCUCCCGAGCUUCUCGAGCCUUCCGAUCUUCACCUACCUUCUCUACAUUGCCGUCGACCUGUUGAGUGCGAGCGCGCUAUGGAAGAUUGCGGACUCGGGUGAAGCGGGCUCGUCCGCCCUGUUCACUUCGCCGCGUCGAGAGAAGCGCUGGAGCGGCUUCGUGAUUGCAGCUGCCUUCCUCUUCAACCCCUUUACAAUCGCCACCUGCAUCGGGCGAUCCACGAGCGUCUUCACCACCUGUGCCAUCCUCCAUGCCAUCGCGAAGGCCGUGUCCGGCGCCCCCUUUGGUGCCAUGAUCGCCCUCUCCUUUGCCAGCUACCUUUCGAUGUACCCCUUGCUCCUCCUCCCCCCACUUGUCCUCCUCGCCUACGACCGACAGCGCCCUAGCCGAGCCACGAAAUCCGCCCUCCAAUUCGGGGCCGUCUGCGCCACGACCGUCGCCGGCGUGGUGGCCGUGCUCUUCCAGGUGUCCUACCUCCUGACCGGCUCCUGGGAGUUCCUCCCGUCGACGUACGGCGUGCAGCUAACGCUGUCCGACCUAGCCCCCAACGCCGGCUUGUGGUGGUACUUCUUUAUCGAAAUGUUCGACUCCUUCCGCUCCUUCUUCCUCGCCGUAUUUUGGCUGCACCUGUCGAGCUACGUCGGCGGCCUGACCGUGCGCAUCCGUCGCCAGCCGCUUGUCGUCCUGACCCUGCUUCUCGGCAUCUUUGCCAUCUUCAAGCCUUACCCGAGCAUCAGCGACUCCGCCUUGUUUUUGGCUCUCGUGCCGCUCUACCGCCACGUCGUCCCGCUGAUGCGCUACACGUUUGUCAGCGCCGCCGUCAUACUCUAUGCCACGUGUCUAGGACCCGCGUUUUACCACUUGUGGAUUUACGCCGGCAGUGGGAAUGCCAACUUCUUUUAUGCCAUCACCUUGGUGUGGAAUUUGGGUCAGAGCUUGUUGGUGUGCGAUCUGAUGUUUGCCGUGUUGAGAGAUGAGUGGGAGGUGGAACGGCCUGAGAUGGUGGGGAAGGAGAUACGACAGAUAUAG